Aspergillus japonicus CBS 114.51 is the source of this 1540-nucleotide messenger RNA. RefSeq lists its product as uncharacterized. The coding region runs from base 430 to 1113 and encodes 227 amino acids. Lineage: Eukaryota; Fungi; Ascomycota; Eurotiomycetes; Eurotiales; Aspergillaceae. The transcript has 2 exons. The record is from RefSeq and is a predicted model, not a curated record.
UUUUCAGUCAUGUGUAUCCCCCAAUGUCUAACACCUACUGAUUUACGUAUAAUGCAGCCUGGUGUGCCUACGGAGGCAUCCGUUUCCGGAGGCGGCUGUUUCCCGUCACGGGUCACUCUGACUACUCGGAGAUGACGAACCACCUUCAGGCCGGGGGAUUUGGUGUUGCCUGACCACAAGGCAUCAGGAUUGAUUCAGCUCUUGGGUUGGAUUGAGGAAGCCUAAAUUGCGUCUUUUUUAAGUCGUCAAUAUGUAAGCAUAUACAAAGAUAUAUAUGAUGUCCAACCCUCCAAGUCAGCCGGUCGCAAUUUUGUCCCUCCGUCUCACUCAAGGUCCUCGCAUCUCGGAACGGUGAAUUCAGCUUUGCCCUAAUUUCCAACAAACCAUCGAAAGUCACACAUCGCGUGAAACAGAGGCGCACACAGUACAAUGUCUGUCACCGAAAUCGGCUGCAUGCGCGUCAAGCCUUCACUCGAUGUUAUGAACGAAGAUAAUCCUGAAGGACAGAUCCUGAGCAAGCUGUACAACUACGUGGUCGUCGCACCGGGGGGCCCACUUCGCGUAUCUUGGGGUGUCGAGGUUGAGGAUCCGUCCUACCUCUGGGCAUUCUUUGACUGGGACUCGCUAGAAGCCCAUGAAAACUUCGCUCGAACACUGGGCCAAGAAGCUGUCAAGGACUUACCCAGGAUCCUGACUCGUGGCGGAUUCACGAAGCACAUUACCGCCACGUCGACUCUGCCAGCUACACUGCAAUGUGCAGUCACCCAAGUAGUCCUGGCGUACUUUGCUUCGGAUCUGCCACCCACCGUGACAGACGCAGCGAUUGCACGUCUCAAGGAUUGGGAAGAGAAUGAGAUUGAGAAGGUCCCGGGCAUUGAAGCUCUGAGCUACGGAUGGGGCGUAGAGAAGGACUUUCCCAUAAGAGACUGCUCACCAGACCAGAGAGCAUCAAUCUUUCUGUCCGUGUUUGGAUUCGAUGAUGUUAAUGCGCAAAGAGAUUUUCGGGGGUCCUUGGCCUUCGAGGAAUUGUUGAGGCGGAUCCAGGCCACGGAGGGAUUCGUCAAGCUGGAGGUUUUCUCCGUCUGUUUCCGGUCCACGAGCAGACACAGUUAGGGUGACUCCCGGGAGAUGUCAUUUUUCUCACACAGGGGGUUUCCCCUGUGAAAGCGCAAAUAUCAGUAUCGCCUAGGCAAUAUGAAUUCUCUCAAUAGAACACAAUCGGCGGGUUGUAUCUGACUCCUUAGCAUGACAUUGCGAGCUCUCAGGUUUGAGGGGGUCCGACCAUCCAUUGGGCAAGUGGGAAAUUGUUGCAAGUAUCGGCCUGACAGGCUGUCCUAUGCUAGGUACUAUUCCGCUCCCCACUUCCCAUGAUGCGAAUUAUGUUCAAGGUCUCUACAAAAUGGCGUGGCACAUUUCACUGAAUAGGAGAGAAGAACAAAGAAACAGGUAUAAUUGAGAAGAAAGGAACAGAUGACAGACUCCGGGUUAAGUUCGUCGCCUAUCUAUAUUGAUUUAGAUCGAAUGAAGUCCUUCAGCUCAG